CACCAGUCUCUCUCUCAUCCCCCGCCCGCCCCCACAGACGGAUCCUCGAGGUGCACUCGGCCGAUGAGUUCUACACGGUGAUGGGCGUCCUCACCAGGGAGAUGAUCACCUUUGGUCUUAUGGACGCUAACAAGCUGGUUCAGACGGUUGUUGGGAUAGCUCCUUUCCCAUUCCCUGGGCUGGCCGAACUGCGAGACAAGUACACGUACAACAUCACCCCGUGGACCCAGUCCGUGUCGUCCGUGGCCAAGCGGGGCCUCAGGCUCUUCUACUCUGAUGACGACGAUGAAGAGGAUAACGACGAGGACGACCAGAAGAUCGCUGUGGCCACGGCCUUCGGGCUCUCGGGCAUAUUCAGAAAGAACACGGAAGCUAGCCGGGGACCUUCACCUGUGAGCGGAGGGUCAGCGGUCUCCCCCAGUAAUUUCACCCCUCUGAAUUUCCCCUCCCCCCGCCAUGCCCACGAGAGCAGGGACACCCUCCGCCCCAACCUGGACAUCUCCGCCCUCAAGAAGCAGUAUGCCCGCCUAAGGGAGAGGCAGAAGCAGGCACAUAUCAUCCUUACAGCAUCUCAGUUGCGUAUGAGCUCGACCCUGGGAAGUGGGUUGAGUGCUGCAGGCGCCGGACACAAGUCUACAACUCUGACAAUGAACCACCUGCUGAGGGGCAAGAAGGCUCUCACUUCGAAAACCCGGCGUGUGGUUCCUCAGGGUGUCAUCCCAGUCACGAAGCCCAAGAAGAAGGCUGAGCGUAAGUUAAGUGACUCUACUGGCACCCGUUCAAGCUCGCAGCAACAGCAACCAAAGCAACCUUCCAUACAGUCUUUCAAUAGCCUCCACAAGUCCACACAGCAACUCUCAAACAGUUCCAAAGCUCCUGCCAAAGUAGAGACCCUCCACUGGAAGGACACCCCAAGAAGAGACCGCCGAGCCUCACUCCCUUCUGGGGUCAAACUCCUGGAGGGAUCUAUGCCUUGUCUGGGAACACUUGGGGUUCCCUCUGAAAUUGAUGAUGACGAUGGUGGCAGCAGCACUUCAACAGAGUUAUGUGACGAUGAUGAUGAUGAUAAAUUGAGUGACUUGGAAGUUGAUCCAUCCACAGAACCUCGACCUGCAACAACUUCUCCGCGUCUUGAAACAGUUCACGAGGAUGGCAAAGUUACACCUGAAUCAAAGCACGCUCAAGCAGAAGGAUUACCUGAAGAUAAAAAACAGCAGCCAGUAUCCCACAAUUUAUUACCAUCAGUAGUCCAAGUGAAAGAAUUACAAGCAGAGAUAAGUACUCAGACUCUACCAAAAGAAGAGACAAUUGUAGAUAAUGCUACUGCAGACCAAGUAAAACCACUUUCGGAGCCUCAAGAUAAAGACUCCACUAAAAAAAUACAAGAGCCUGAGGUACCUCUGGCAACAGAACCUCCACUCUGGGACUUUAAAGCUAUAGAAACUGGGAUCCCACUGGAAGACUUACUAGCUGGCAAGAAUCUAACAGCUGCUGAAAUCAUUGCAAGGAUUCCAUUUCCUAGUGAUGUGAGCUUUAUGCAGCAGACUACUGAAGGGCCUAAUAAACUCAAUGAAACAAGACCAGUUCAAGGAUCAUCAUCCCCAUUUUCCACACAGCACAAUGUUACACCUGAGAGAUCACCAGUAGACAGCCCCGGGCCAAGGAUUACCUCACCAGAUAUAGUUUACGAGCCAUCGCUAACAACGAAACCUUCUCCGAAUAUAUCGCCAUCCAAAUCACUUUCAUCAACACCAUCUCCAAGGGCCUCUCCUGUCCACAAAUCAUUCAUAUCAUCCAGUAAAUCUCCAAAUCUUUCACCUUCACAAAGUCAAGAUAACCUCGGGCUUGCCAAGCUGUCCCUGGUGGGGUUGCCGCCUGUCUCUGCCUCAGACAUUACGCAUGACACAACUCUAAUCCCUCCCAAAUCUCCAAAAAUCACAGUCGAGGAUGAAAAGAGAAAUAUAUUUGAAAUUUAUACUGGUCAUCCUAGUCCAGUUACCUCCACCCUGCCUCCAAGUGAUGAGGAAAAUAAAAUUGAAAUAUACUUAAAUAAGGUUUUGGAAAACAUUUCAAUUGAAAGUGAUACAUGUCCAGACCAAAUUGCAGAUCACCAAGAAAACGUGGUAAAUGGUGCAGGAAAUGUGACAGUCUUACCAGACUAUAUAAAAUUAAAUGAGGCUAAAGACACUGAAACAUCAGUAGUUGAAUCAAACGAUUUGGAAAAUAAAUUUGAAGAUACAUGGGACACUAAGACACUUUUGGAAAAUCCAAAGGAGUUUACCUGGCUUAAAGACUCAUAUAAACAGUGUGAAUCUGAAAGUAAUGGAAGCCUUAUCAAUGCUAGCUUUUCAAUAGAAACAAGUUCCCCAACUCCAGAUUCCACUGUGUUUGAAGCCAUUUGCCAAAGGUUAAAAGAAAAUGUGAUAAAGACUGAAUCAGACAUUCCAGAAGUUCAAACAAAUUUUGCAACGAAUUCAGGAUUUUUGUGCCUUACAAUAAAUAAAGAAGACAAUACUCUACAUUCUGAAACACAGACUGCUACUAGUAUUGACAAGCUAGACGCAUCUGUUGAAGAUGUCAAAACAUCAGGUUGUACAUCCCCCGUUACAAACACUCCAACAGAAGCACUUGGUACCAGUUCUUGGCUUUCUUCGUUUACCAUGACUGUUAACAGCAGUUUAAUUCCAUUAGCAACUUCAGACAGCAACCUUGUUGCACCACUUUGCAAGCCUUCUGAGGCUGGCUAUGAAAUCAUUGAAGCAGCAUUGAACAAAGAGGUAUCACCGGUAACGGUUUCAUUUGAAAGCUCUACUUCUCCUGUUAUUACGACUUCUGAAGCUGGGUCUACAUCUGUGUUUACAACGGUUGAUAGUGGAUUUUCAAUAUUUAUGAAGACAUACAGUAGUACAUCAGAUAUCGUGUCUGAUGAUGAUACAAGCUUGAAGACAGAAAUAGUUGGCAAUCUUGCUUCCUCAGUAACUACAACCUUCAAUAAUGGAAUUACACACACAGCAGUGAGCAGUUCUCACUCGCCAACAUCUUUCAACACUCGAGUUUCACCAGGAACCGAUACUUCAGAAUUUAUGUUUCCAUGUAUGUUAAGUAGAUUUUCAGAAUUUACAAAGGAAUUUGAUAGUGGAAAUGCUGCCAAGAAAAUUAAUGAAGAUUUAUAUUCAUUGGAAAAUACAGAUACUUCCAAUUAUUCAUCUACACUUGAAAACUUACACAUUGUAGGAACAUGGAAGAAUGACAAAUCUUCUAUAGUAACAUCAGCAAUUGAUGAAUUUCCCGUAGUGACAACCUCAAAUAGUUGUCAAAUUAUUUCUACAAGCAGAUCUGAAACCAGAGUACCAUCACCACUGGCCACAGAACCAGAGUGCUCAUCCAUCAUGGAGACCUCAUUGGUUAGCUCUCCACCUUUGUAUGUAAUAAAUACACUACCUGAUAUUCCUUUGGCCUUCAGCAUACCAACUGGUGAAAUUACAUAUUCAAGUAUUAAUGUUAGUCAAGAAACUUCCUCCCCAAAUGACAUGUCCAAUGAAAAAUCUUUGAAAACUUCUGUAAAUGACACAUCAUUAGACUAUGAUCCGUCUCUUGAAAAUGAAAUUUUAUCCUUAAUUGGCAAGAAUCAAACAUUUUCAGAAUCAACUGCAGAAAAGUGUGACUCGUCUGAAACUACAAAUUCACACAGACAAACAAAAUUAGAAAGCAGUGCGUCUCCAGCACUUUCGCUUGAAGAAAGAAUUUUAGCAUUGCUCAAUAUAGAUGAAAAGAUGUCUACAGUGUCUCCGGAUGGUACAUUAUUAUCCCAUAGAUCAUCAUCUGUUGAUGGCAGCAAAUUGCCAACAACUGAAAGUGGAGAAAGGCAUGUUUCCUCAAUGGAAAAUUCAGAAAACAUGUAUGCCUCCUUAAUCACAACAAAGGAGGAAAUUUUGUCACCAGUGCCAAGCUUAGACAGGGAAUCAUCAUUAUCUGCUUCUCUUGAGGGUAGAAUAUCUUUCUUUACAAAUAAUUUGAAGGAUGAAAGAGAUGAUGAGACUGGAGCAUAUGCUAGGUUAACUGAAGACAAAGAAGAUAGAAGCUCUGACGACAAUGAUGCAGAGGCAGAAACAGACUUUUUCAAUGGCAAAGACCUUAGCUCGGAAGCAAUUCGACAAAGACUAUGGAGUGGUGUUAAGUCGCUCAGCCUGGAUGCUGAUAUUACCCUUGAUCCUAAUGUCUUUUGUUUCCUCAUUCAGCAAAGUUCAAGACAAAAAAAAUGGAAAGAUGAUAGAAAAUUACCUAGAAGAAGAAACAGUGAAGUAGCCUUGCAGGAACUUGUUAAAGAAAAUACGGAAAUUAUUGAAAGAAUUUUGAAGCAAAAAUCAGUCGAAGGUUCAGGUUUUAUCAAAAUAGAAACUCCCAUUCAUACUCCACUUGAGGAGACUAAAACCCCAGUCCAUACUGCACUUAAGGAGGAUAAAACCCCAGUGAAUUCUGCACUAGAUGAGACUAAAACCCCAGUCCAUACUGCACUUGAGGACACUAAAACCCCAGUCCAUACUGCAGUUGAGGAGACUAAAACUCCGGUCCAUACUGCAGUUGAGGAGACUAAAACCCCGGUCCAUACUGCACUUGAGGAGACAAAAACCCCAAUUCAUACUGUAUUUGAGGAGACUAAAACCCCAGUCCAUACUGCAAUUGAAGAGACUAAAACCCCAGUCCAUACUGCACUUGAGGAGACUAAAACUGCAGUCCAUUCUACACUUGAGGAGACUAAAACCCCAGUCCAUACUGCAAUUGAGGAGACUAAAACUGUGGAAAAGGAAUCAGAGAACAAAUUAAGAGAGACGUCUGCUUCUAUUAAAUUUAACAUGGAAAACAGUGAAAGUGAUUGUAGUAUCAAUUCUCGGAGUCAUAAGGAAACAAAGUCCCUCUCAGGCGAAGCAUGUGUUGCAGCUACUUUUGAAUCUCUUGAAGGAGCCACUAAUUUUGUCAAAGUUAAGGAAUUCUCACAUUCAACCACUCAAAGUAAAGUCAUUUCUCCUCAAAGCUCUAAAACCUCCCUGCCAGAAUGGAAAUAUAACAAUAAAAGGGAAGACGGUUCCAUUGCUUUAAGCCCAACUAGACCUAUUACAUUCAACCCGUUUCCAACAAGAAAUGUGCCAAGACAACCAAAAGAAGUAGGUGUAAAGUUAGGUCUCUAUAGCCCAACUAAGAAAAUGUCUGGUAGUUCCACAUCCUAGAAAAUAAAGGAAAACAUUUUACUUAACAUUUUUAAGUGAUGGACAAAACUGUAGCCUGAGUGGAGUUUAUACAAGUUACAAUAAAUGGUUUGGUUUCUAUACAAAUUUGGUACAGUAUUUUAAUGGUAAAAUAUUGAAGUAAUUUAAGGCCAUGAUAAAAAUACUGUCAACUGCAUUAAGAAGUAGACAUUUUAAAUAAGAUACUGUACUGUACUUGUAAGCAUGUCAGUAGAAAUUGUAUAAAACAUAUUAAGUUUGUUACAAUAAAUACAUCCAUAAGUUAAAAUUUCAUAAGUGCAGUGAUAUUUUUAUUUCUAAUGGCAAGAUAUAAUAAAAUAUAUUAUAAUUGUAACUAACAGGGUAAACAAAUUUGCAUACAUUUUUAAUAUUAUUUUAGCCAGUACACGAGGUAAUUUAGUUCCUAGAAAUUUCAUCAAGGUGCAAUAAAUGUAAUAUAUACUUAAGAUGUGCUAAUUUAUGAAAACAUACAUAACAGGGACCACUUGACAACAUUAUGAAUGUUGAAUGAUGUUCCCCGAAUCUUGUAGCCCAUUUCCCUAUUAAUAGACCAAGAUGCCAAUUCAAAGAAAAUACUUUAGAUUUAAAUAUUAUUUUUGACCAUUAAUAAAAAGUAACACAGGUCUUGCAAUAGAACAGAUAAUAAUGGCUAUUUUAUAAUUUUCUCUAAUAUUGGUUUAAUAGGUAGUACAGAGAACUCAUAACGAAGUUCCAACCCUCCCCCACAUACCAGACUAAAAUGUCUCCUUCAUACUUACUCAAUAUUGCCUUCGCAGUGUAGUAUUCUCUUCCAAAUUCCUUCUUGACUCUACCCCUUGACCCCCCUCAUCCUCCAUCAAGAAUCACUGAAAUAACUGUGUAAGUUUCUUAGACUGCUUUUCUAUUUUUUUUUUUUCUUUUUGUUUUUCUUCCUUUUUCACUAAGAACUACACCAAAAUCACACUAUAUUUAUCUUAAUUUGCUUACUUUUCUCUAAUAAGUAAGUAAGCCACUAUAUCUCUAGUGAUCUCAAAAAGGACAGGAAGCUGGUGGUUUAUUCAAAGUCAAACCCCAUUUGUCCUCCUGAUUUUAUCGAGCUGGAUUUUUAAAUUUGGCAUCGUUUUUGCAUUUACGGCUUCAAUGGGUAGACAGUUCCAUGGGUAUGUAACACUGAAAAAGCAUCUCCUGUUUUCUGUCCUACAUUAUGGAUUCAGCUUGAAACUGUUGCUCCAUGAUUGUGUUACAUCUGACCUUAUAAAGAAGCUGUCUGGAUCAAUAUCCUCCAAACUGUUCAGUACAGUAUUUUAAGUUUCGAUGACUCCUUGAAAAAUGGCCUUGAGGUCUUUAUAAUUGGUAGCAUUUCUUGAAGCAAGCAGGGCUUAAAUUGUAUCUCCUUUUCCCUUUUCAUGUGGCUUUUGUUUUACUCUCACUUGUACAGUGUGUGCAUAGUGAAGACAUUUGAAGCUGUUUUUGUAUUUAAAUUUCUCUGUACCAUCAUUGACUGCAAAUGAGCAUUUAUUGAAAAGACAGUAUGAACAUAAUAAAACCUGAGCAGGCCAUAAAGCCUUAAGACAAUGUGAACGUAGCUACAGAAGAAAAAACCCUUAGUGGGUGAUAGGGAUACCCCUUCCUUUGACCUUUGUAAUGAAGGGAAAAGGAUGUUCUUUGUAUGAACAUCCAAGGCCAUCCUAUAGUAACCCAGGUACAUAAAUCAUUUGAAAAUACAGUGGCCUCUCCUGUAACACUAAUUAUAUUGCUGGAAAAUGGCUCAUUAUAUAAAACUGAAUAGCAUGGUACAGUAAUAAUAGGGUUACAUUCCCUGACAAAAGUUAUACAUUACUUGUACUUGAAUACCUGCCUUUAAAAUAGUUUGCAUGUAUGAGAGUGGGUUUGGUCCUGUCUUUUGAAUGCAUAUUACAUAAAAGUUCAUACAGUUUAAAACAUUGAAAAAAACAAAAAGGGUAGUCAAAAAUGCAUUGUAUAUGGGUCCAGUGUACAUUACUCUUGUUGUACCGAAUUUACAUUCCCGAACAAAUUUUAAUAUACAGUAUAUGGUAAUUUUAAAUAGCUAGAGAUGUCUAAAUUUGUAUAAAUUCUGGUUCAUUUUAAUUACAGUCUAAUCAUUCAAUUGCUAUUUAAAUUAUUUUUAAUUAUACAGAAACUAAUCUACUCUAUACAGAGCAAAUAUCAAAUAGUUUUAUAUUUUUCAUGAGUGCAUUAUAAGCCAUAAGGGCAAGAAUAUCAUGUCAUUUAUUGUUGCUUUUCAGCAUCUGUAUUGCAUCAUAUGCAUACCAUCACAAAAUGAAAUCAUCACUUCUUCCAACAAAAUAGGAGGCUGUGAUAAAUAUUACAUUAUAUCAGGGCAUAAGUAUUUCCAUCUGCUCUUGUCUUAUUUACAUACCUUAGCAGAAAAUCAUAUGUAUCUCUUCAGCUUGUACACUACACAGAUUAUAUUAUUUUAUGUCUUUGUAGUAAAAUAAAACAAUUAUCUACAGUUCUCAGAAUUGUGUGAG
Messenger RNA from Procambarus clarkii (red swamp crayfish), 7735 nucleotides. NCBI's taxonomy places the organism in Eukaryota, Metazoa, Arthropoda, Malacostraca, Decapoda, Cambaridae. The record is from RefSeq and is a predicted model, not a curated record.